[Torrubiella] hemipterigena is the source of this 2439-nucleotide messenger RNA. Lineage: Eukaryota; Fungi; Ascomycota; Sordariomycetes; Hypocreales; Clavicipitaceae. The record is from the annotation of a GenBank genome assembly.
CUCCACUUCCAGGACAUCGCCGCCGUGACGCUUUUGCAACUUCCGGAUUCAAAGGGGGGAUUCAUCGUCUGUAUCAUCACACUCGGCGAUAGUUGUUCUAUUUUCCCGCGCAGUUAUUCAGCCACGAUGCCGCGGUAGAAAAUGUCCAAAAGAAUACCCCUUUGGCCCGUUCGCGGCCUCCGAACGACAGCAAAUUUACCUUGCCCGGCAAUCUACGAGCACCUUCGCCUAGCAACUCCGUCACCAUCCCCUAUACAAUCAUCUCCAGCUCUCCGAACAUUCUAUAAAGUUGCUCUGCCCUCAUAUCGACCAUACUCUUCUUCCUCUUUGCGACACGUGACCAACAGCCAACGUCCUGCCGUCGGAGUGACAACGGUACCAAAAUUUGCAUUGAAUCAGCGCGCAUCUUUCCGCCUUAGCCCUAUACAAUGGGCUUGUCAUAAACGAUUAUAUAGCACCAAGGAUGAUAAACCGAUACCAAAAGAGGUUAGGCCGAAGACAGAUCAAGCGUCAUCUGGACAGCCGCCAAAGACAACGACAAACGCAACACAACAACCGCCUGAAGGCGAACACGAGUCGCUCGCAACGUCAGUGUCGAAAUAUUUACAUUUGCCACACUUGCCUCAUAGGCCUACCAAAGAAGAACUGCUAGCUGCGGCGACAGGCUUUUGGCAAAGGCUGAAAGUCCGAUUCAAAUGGGCGUCUAUCCGCAGUAUGCGGCCGUGGAAUGCCGAUGAAUGGGGCGCCUUUGUCUCAUGGUUCAUGCUGGGACAUAUUGUUUGGAUUCUAGUUGGAACGACGACCUUUUUCUCAUUACUAAUUUUCUCUAUAAACACCGUCUUCGCACAAGAAACUCUUGCCAGAUGGAUUGGUGAUUACUUGACACAGUCUGCGGGCAUUACUGUGGUGUUUGAAUCUGCCAUUGUUCCUAAGUGGGGUGAUGGCGUGAUUGCUUUUAGAAACGUCUUCGUCUCGCGCCGCCCUGGCCAGGUUAAGUCGUCUGUGAGCAAAGGUUCAUCAGAUGCUGCCGCUGUUGCAGCUGCCGGAAGGCAUGCUCAGAUGGGCAACGUCAGUGAUCACGAUGAUGGAAACUAUACCCAGUUUGACGUGACGAUUGCAAAUGUCUAUGUCACUUUGUCUUUUAUUAAUUGGUGGAAUAGUAAGGGCUUAUUAAAGGACGUCGAAGUCAACGGUGUACGAGGCGUUAUAGACCGAACGUCUGUCAAGUGGCCGUUGAUACCUAUCGAUCCAUACUCCUAUCGCCACGAGCACCAGCCGGGUGAUUUUGAGAUUGAGUCGUUCAAGCUGGAAGACCUUUUACUUACGGUACACCAACCUAACGGCUUCCGGCCGUUCUCUGUCAGCAUAUACUCGUGCGAGCUGCCGCAGUUGCGAAAACAAUGGCUAUUUUACGACUUCUUAUCAGCCAAUCAUGUCUCAGGCUCCUUCGAUGGCUCGCUAUUCACCAUCCACCCGCGUCAAGUGCACGGCAUUAGUCCACAGCAUGGGCAGGCAGCUGGAAUCAUUGAGUCUGAUGCAUGGAAGAAGCUCAGCCGACUGCGAAUUGACGAUCUCAAAAUUGAUCACUUGAACCGCGGUGUUGAAGGUCCAUUUGGCUGGAUCUACGAGGGCAAUGUUGAUAUUGUAGCUGAUGUCAUGUUCCCCAAAGAUAACGACGAAGGUCUCUCAAAAGUUAUUGCCGAUUUCUACGAACAACUCGAGGAGAUGGUCACUUCCAACCGCUAUCGCCUCCUUAAUACCUCUCCCGACGAAACCCCCCUCCUCCAAAACCCCGAACUGCCCCAGCAAGGUCAUAUUUACGAAGCUGCUCACCCUUUCAACGACCUGUCUCCGUCCCAUGAUGUGCCUUCUGAAGAACCUGACGACCGUCGCAUUCUCAUAAUGGAUCUGCGUAUCAAUUUGAACGACGUGAAGGCUGCUGUACCCCUCUUCACGAAAGACAUGUCCUACGUGAACCAGGCCCUUGUCCGCCCUAUUGUCGCAUAUAUCAACGCCAAAAAGACAUAUAUUCCGAUAUCAUGCCGUAUUGUUAAGCGUAUGUCAGACUUUGACGGUUCAUGGACACUUUAUGAUUGCGGCUUAAUGAGCGAUACUUCAGCUGAGACGUAUGAAGCAUUUGCGCAGGACGUCGAAGACCAGCAAAGCCGCGUACGACGGUUUAAGAAAGUUGGCUUCUGGACGCUGAGCCUGGCCGUCCACGCCUUAUUCAUGGGUAUGGCAGGAAAUGUUGUCUAGCUAGACACACUGUACUAUAUGUAGGAUUUGAUACGAUACCCUUGCCUCUAUGGGCUUUUUAAUACUAUUACGACCUUUUUCACCCACCACUUUGUUCCCUUGGCAACAUCUAAUUGUACUGGCUUGCAGCUUAGCUCUGUCACCCUUAGCACAGACGAAUAAUCAAUGAAGAAUGUAUUUCGA